This is a messenger RNA of Stylophora pistillata, 2525 nucleotides long. Its product is annotated as renalase. Gene Ontology annotation, cellular component: extracellular region. Gene Ontology annotation, molecular function: oxidoreductase activity, acting on NAD(P)H. Lineage: Eukaryota; Metazoa; Cnidaria; Anthozoa; Scleractinia; Pocilloporidae. The record is from RefSeq and is a predicted model, not a curated record.
GAUUUUUUUAAAGUAAUAUUGUUAUGACCACUGAGGACAAGAUGCCUUCGCCUCACCGGUUACUCAUAGUCGGUGCAGGUCUAACAGGAUCAGUAACAGCUUCUUUACUGCGCAGAAAGUUUCCAAAGGAUGCGUUGAGCAUCACUUUCUGGGAGAAAUCUCGUGGAGCAGGGGGCAGAAUGAAUACGAACAGGAGCGCUGGUGAUUCACGCUGUACCGUCGAUCUUGGGGCGCAAUAUGUUUCAGCGACGCCAGAUUAUUUUAGAUCUCACGAGAGUUUCUAUCAGGAACUGAUAUUAGCAAAAGUAUUGGUGCCAUUUAAUGGAAUCAUAGAAGGAGAAAACAAAAAGGAAGGAAUAAAAAACUUCACAGCACCAGCAGGGAUGAAUUCCAUAGUCAAACAUUUUCUGAAUUCUUCAGAAUCCAGCAUUUUGUAUGAAACCCACUGCAGUGCAAUAAACAUAUUUGAAAACCCAGGAAACAUCAGUCAAAGCGCAAAAUUCUGGCAAGUAACAGACCUCAAGGACAACACAAGUAAAUUCGAUUCUGUUGUUGUGACGAUUCCUACUCCUCAACUUCUAAACCUGAAGGGUUCCAUUCAAGGUUUCCUCGCAAGCAAACGCUCGCUUCUGGAAUCCGUGCAGUAUUCGUCGCGGUACGCCGUAGCCUUGUAUUUUGAACAAGGGGUUAAAAUUAACGUGCCGUGGUGUUGCAAGUAUGUGACAGGCAGUCCGUGUGUGAGGUUUUUAUCAGUGGAUUCGAGGAAGAGAUUUGGGAAAGAUCCCGAAGAAAUUGGCCCCUCUCUCCUAGCACACACCAGCGUGCCAUUUGGAAUAGAACAUUUAGAGAUGGACUUGAAUGAUGUCAAAGAGAUCAUAAUAUCUCACAUAAAACAAAUACUUCCCGACCUCCCAGAACCCGCGAACAGUCGCUGUCUGAGAUGGCGGUAUUCUCAAGUGUCACGCGGUUUUGACGGCUCUCCCGGAUGCAUUGCUUUGUGUAACUCUCCGCUUCUGGUUGCCUGCGGUGAUGCGUUCUCCCACACGAAUUUUGAUGGUUGUAUAAACUCAGCCCAGUCAGUCGUGGACACAUUUUGCAAAAUGACAUCCGUUAGCAACCUGUAGGUUGUAAGGUGGUGGAAAGGUCACGCUGUACAUCUGACGUUACAGAAAUUACGUCAAAUAGUCACGCAAUGUUCCAUUCACUUGUUGACAUAAGCGUUACCUGACAAGUCAAAUAACGAUUUCGAGCCGGUGCAUAGGACAUGGGCUAUUUUUAAUGACAAAACAUCUGCAGUCGCCGUCGGAUAAGCAGACAGACUUAAGCGUGGCUUGUAAACCUAAGGACGACGGCUGUUGUAAGAGAAAGGGAAACUUGGGCUAGUCAGGGUGGAAAUGUUUUCUACUUUCUGCAUGAUUUGACUUUGAACCCUGAACAAUGAAAAAAUGUUAAGGUUAAGGAAUCAUAGUUGGGCUCCAGUGAACAAUGAAUGACAAUAUUUUGUUUAAAAAUCAGACUGUUUUAUUUCCUCAAGUGAUACCAAAUUAUUAUGGUUAAAAUCGAUCGCAGGCAGUCACUUGCAACAUGGUUUUUCAUGAUUAAUUAAAGAUCCACUGUGCUGUAAACAACAUAGCAGGUUGAGUGCCUAAAAGAAUUGAAAUUAACUCUUUACACCCUAACAGUAUGCAAGUUCUUCCCAACGUUCUUUAUGGAUUUCCUAUGGUUUGUAAAAGAGAAUUUGUCUUACAAUAAAAAACUUUCUUCAUUGGUGAUCAUUUCCUUUUAUUCUUAUCACCUCAGUGUGUGAUUCAGGGGUGAGAUAUUGUUGAAAGAAAUUGGAUGCUUAUUACUUUUAGGGUUAAAAAGUUAAUUGGGUUUAGGAACUGAGUUCUGUUUUGUUUUUUUUUUCACCAAAUCUAAACAUUGUAGAGUAAGGUGUUAGUUUGAGUUGUCUGCGUUGGAACUCUCCUCUCUAAAGACUCAAAAGGCUAGAAAAAUUAUUUUUUUACAACCAACUUAUACUUGCUUCAUGUAAUUCUUAACGGCACAAAAAAAAAUCUUGUUACUAGGCCUUUACUCACUUUUUGAAGACAAAGCUUUGGAAGAGAGUAAGCAUUUGUCAGCCCAGCCACAUGAAGCAAGAUACAAGGACUGUUAAUUUGUUAACAACAUCUGCACUGAGGAGGGAUAUACAUAUUACAGAAAGUAAUUAAUAUAAAAAAUCAAGCUCCUCACCAUUUCUAGGUCGAUCGAAAGUUGUUCAAAAGUGUGGAUCAAUGCCAGCAUCUGAAAAAUUGCGCAGCUACUCCUCCCCCAUUAACCAAACUUCAUCUCAAGCUUGUUAUCGGUUGAUUGUUUCUGGUUAAGGGAGGGGUGGGUGUGCAGUUACUUAUCCAAAAGUGUUAUAACCAUUUUUUCCUAUCCUAAUUAAUAAUAUUACCUAAAUACUUGUUCCUUCUGUGUAUUUAAACAUGGGAUUAAAAUAGUCUCAUUUUUGUGGGCAUGGAAAUUAAAAGGAAAAAAAA